Messenger RNA from Dentiscutata heterogama, 1128 nucleotides. The record is from the annotation of a GenBank genome assembly. Lineage: Eukaryota; Fungi; Glomeromycota; Glomeromycetes; Diversisporales; Gigasporaceae.
AUGUAUCCUCACACGAGUACCUUUGGUGCCGCAGCUCAAACACCUGCUUUUGGUCAAUUUGGAUUUUCGCAACAGGCCACGUCAAAGCCUUUAGCAUUCGGUGGAUUUGGUGCUAGCACUCAAAUCACCCAACCGACCCCUUUUGGGUUGAGCGGUGGAACACAACCAACUCCUUCAAAUAUAGGAAUAUUUGGAGCCGGUAACGUAGGGCAGCAAUCCACAUCAAAUGCAUUUGGAAGUCUCUUUGGUGUAGGGUCACAAUCAACCGCACCAAUUGGUGGAAAUCUUGGGCGACCAAUAUUGCCGGCAUCUACAGCUUCUGUUUUCACUGGUAAUGUAGCAGCAGGAAGUUCUAAUGUUGGGAUGUCCAGUUCUUUAAAUCAGGUUGGAUCGACCAUUACCUCACAAUCACAAACAACUCAACAAUUAACACCUUAUGAAGAAUUAUCUCGACUAAUUAGUGCAUGGAGUCCUGAAAGUAUAGAUUGCCGAUUCCAAAGCUACUUUUAUAAUAUGGUUCAUCCAGCUGAAGUUCAAUUUUAUACCCAACCCUCCAGCAUGCCCCAAGCACUUUGGAAUGAGGCACAAGCAAAUAAUCCAGACAGGACAAUGCAAGAUGUCAAAAAACGACUUGCUGUACAAGAAGAAAUAACAGCUAAAGCCAAUGUAAAGUUUAAGGAAUAUGGUGCUAAACUCGAAGAUAUGAAGCGUAAGCAUAAUUUAGAAACUUUAGUGAGGAUAGAAGAUCGUAAACGAAAACAUAUUGAAUUGACACAGAGAGUGAUUAAGCUUAUGAGGCGAAUUCAAGUGUUGCGAUUAAGUGGAACACUAAUUCGAUCCGAUGAAGAAGCUUUAAAAGGGCGAUUAGAAGAUAUAAAGCAACAACUACAAAGGUCGUCAAGGAAGCUUGAAACACUCAAAACACAAUAUAAUGUAACAAAAUUACAAUGGGGAGUUCGAGAACCACCAGUGACUCAUAAAUUUAAUGCAGUAAAUGAUAAUCAAUUAGAAAAUAUUAUAAAGGUGCUUGACACCGAACAAACAGGAAUAGUUCAUGAUAUUGAAACAUUAAAAAAGGAUUCUAAAGACAUUGAUGUUAUUCUUCGCCACCUCAAUGAUGUUCCAUAA